CGUGGCGCGAAAUAAAUUCCAUACAACUGCAAGGCUAGGCUACCUUGCGAAACCAACAACACUGUUUCAUCUACAUAUUUCACAACUUUAUUCUUCUGCGCAACCUUGUGUCCAAACACAUACCACAACUUCACCGGAAGUCAACCAAUGCUUCCAGCCAGUCACACAUAAUGACGGAUUGGAACAAAUUGAAGGUGCCGGAGCUCAAGGCUGAACUCAAGUCAAGAGGACUGUCGCAACAUGGAUUGAAAGCUGCCCUUGUCGCCAGGCUGGAUGAAGCAAACAAUGAACCCAGUGCUGAAGGCGUUCAAGCUGAAUCAAAGGAAGGCGACGGCAAUGAAAGCAUUCAGACAAAUACUGUCGACAACAGUCCAGAGGCGGAGAAGGAGGCACCACAUCCCGAAGCUGAGAUCGACAGCGCACCGAAACCGUCGCAUGAACCAUCUACACAAGAGGAUGUAAACAAAGAUGCGCAAAUCGAAGUGGAUUCGAAACAAGGCGCUCCGGCGCAACCAGAAGCCACCCCCACCUCUCAAGAGGCGCCAACACAGGAUAGCUCGUUGGCUGAACCAGCUGUUGCUGAGGCUCAAGCAACUCCAGAUAUCGAAUCGCGCAAGAGGCGCUCAUUAUCUCCUCCUCCUGGCAGCUCAGAGACAUCACGAAAGCGCCAGCGUAAAGACACAGAACUUCCCUUUACCGACGUGGAUGGACGACACGAUGACGUGACUACUACAGAAGGAGAUGAACAAUGGGUCGAGAAGCACAACAAUGUCGAUACUGCGGUAAUCAAUGCCGAAUCGGAGGAGGUUGCAACAGCCGGGGGUGUGGAAGAGGGCCCUACAAUUGUGGACGUUGGCAAGGAGGAGGUCGUGAUCGAGCACGCGGGAAAACACACGGAAGACACUCGUGGGAGGCACAGAGAGCGCAGCUACAAAUCGCCUUCAGGCCCGGCCCAUCGACGCUCGGAAGACCACCAAGCAGGCAGAGACCAUGAUAUGCCCGAUGCAGAGCAAGAGCGCAGUGUUGCGCCAUCCAUUCACCCAGCCACCUCAGCUCUCUAUAUCCGCAACUUCCAGCGACCGUUAAACCGUACGCAACUCAAAGACUACAUUGCCGAACUUGCCACUGCGCCAGGCCAGUCUCAGGACCCUGAUGUCAUACUUGACUUCUUCCUCGAUUCGAUCUGCACGCACGCAUUUGUCUCAUUUUCCAACACCUCAGCAGCUUCUCGUGUUCGCUCCGAACUGCACGAUCGCAUCUGGCCAGAUGAGCGCACCCGUCAGCCACUUUGGGCAGAUUUCAUCCCGUAUGAGAAGGUAGCCGAAUGGAUUGAGGCUGAAGUCACUUCCACCGCUGCGCGAUCCGGCAAGAAAUGGGAAAUCAUGUACGGCGUAGACGAUGACAGGAACGUCACAGCCACUCUCCAAGAAACCGGCGCCGUCCCAGCUCAGAUCCGCAGGCAAUCCUCGUCCGCAAACGCCAAUGCGCCUCCUGCUUUUGGUCGCGCUGGCCCAGGUCCAGUCCCGGGUGCACCUUCUGGCCCCAAAGCAGACAUGGGACGAAGAGACAAUGGAGUACCCCUUGACGGCCCAUCAGACCGGUACAACAGGGAUGCUGACCGUGAUUUCAACCCAUACGAUCGGCCCAACGCUGACAUCCCACCUGUGGCUCCAUUUGAUCCGGAUGUGACCUACACCAAAGCCACUCCACCCGUCGCUUUUGUUCCCGUGACGAAGGCUCUUGCAGAGCGUAGAUUGGAUAAUAUCCACAGCCUGUACGCAAGAGACGCAGAGGACGAUUUCCGGGCGAAGAGCGAGCAACACAGAUACUCGUUCGAAGGCGACCUGCUAGUCGAUAGAGGACCAGAAAUCUUCCCAGGCGUCAGGCCUCCACCCGGCGUGAGAAGGAGGGGCCUGCCUAGAGGGUUACUCGGCAGAGGCGGCGGCGGUAGAGGUGGUGGUCCACGAGGUGGAAGGGAUUUUGGUGGCCCGAGAGACUUCGGUCGUGGCGAUAGGGGCUACAGGGGUGGUUACGGCGGCAGAGACGAGGGGUACGGGGGAGGAUUCCGGAAUGAUCGCCCACCGCGUCGCGGAGGAGACUCGUAUGCCGGUGGAUAUGAUCGCGGCGACAGAUUCGACAGGCCGCAGUAUGAUCGCCCGAAGGAUGAUUUUGGCCGUGGCCCGAGAAACGGGGGAGGAGGAUACGGGGGCCGAGAGGAUCAGCAUUGGCGUGGGGGUUCGGUGGGAAUGGGUAGACGCUAUUAGGGGAUUG
Pseudogymnoascus verrucosus is the source of this 2271-nucleotide messenger RNA. RefSeq lists its product as uncharacterized. Gene Ontology annotation, molecular function: nucleic acid binding. Bases 171 to 2264 code for a protein of 697 amino acids. NCBI's taxonomy places the organism in Eukaryota, Fungi, Ascomycota, Leotiomycetes, Thelebolales, Thelebolaceae. The record is from RefSeq and is a predicted model, not a curated record. The transcript has a single exon.